Messenger RNA from Musca domestica (house fly), 528 nucleotides. RefSeq lists its product as uncharacterized. Lineage: Eukaryota; Metazoa; Arthropoda; Insecta; Diptera; Muscidae. Bases 1 to 528 code for a protein of 175 amino acids. The record is from RefSeq and is a predicted model, not a curated record. The transcript is spliced from 3 exons.
AUGAUUCUCUUGUAUUUGGUUCUCGUCCCAUCGACUUUUCCGAACGUUGAUGGACUAAAACUACGUUUUACCAAUGUAAAGUGUGAAGAUCUUAGUCCAGAUUUUUGUCGAUUUCAAAAAUGUCGUCUCGCCGUUAUAAAGCGUGAUGUGAUUGCGCUUAAUAUUGAUGUGAAAUUGUUAAAGGUGCCGGUCAAUAAUGUCACGGUAAAUUUGUCAUUUUACAAAAAGGCUAGCGGAUAUCGACCAUUUCUAUAUAAUAUUACCCAUGAUUUUUGCUCGUUUAUGCAAAAUCGUAAACGGAUUAUGCUGGCGAAAAUAGUUUUGGACGUCUUGCUCAAGAAAUCGAAUAUCAAUCAUACUUGUCCCUAUGAUCAUAAUAUUAUUGUGGACAAUGCGAUUUUGCAUGAAAGUCAAUUUCAAUUGCUACCCCUACCACGCGGCGACUAUAUGGUGCAAGUCAAAGUGGCUGCCUACAAUGACUGGAAGGCGCUUGUUAGAAUAUAUUUCGGUAUAUAUCAGGAUUUGUAG